GACAUUCCUAUUGUUUAUCAAAUUCAACGCACGAGGGUUCGGGUUCGUCUUGAUUUUGCUCCAAAAGUUAACCAAAGCCCCAGGUUUUCUGGUUCCUAUGUCCUGUCUAAAUAAAUUCAUAUUCAAACAAAGUUCCUUACAAUGAAUUCAUUUGAAAUUAAAACUCUCCCUGGAAAGGGUCGCUCUAUGAUAGCACUUAGAACUUUCGCCGUUGGGGAUACAAUUUUUGAGGAAGAACCUUUUGUGUCAUGUCAAUUUACUUGGAAUGCAACCUAUGGCUAUGCCGCAUGUGACCAUUGCAUGCGUCCUUUGGAAACAACACUCGAAAACGUUCGCCGACUGUCCAAUAAUUCUGCUCUGGUUAUCCCAUUUCCCGAGCAUUGUCCUACCAUUAAUUGGCUUCCCCAAUUUACAUUUUGUCAGAAAUGCAAAUUGCGAUACUGUUCCGAAGACUGCCGCAUGGAAGCAUUCAAGAAAUAUCACAAAGUUGCGUGUAUGGGUCCAUUUGUCGGUGAUGACACACAUCCUAUCAAUGUUCUGAAAGAUAUUUGGAAAAAAAUGCACUACCCUCCAGAAACUGGAACAAUAAUGCUUAUUGUACGUCUCAUGGCAAUGUACGAACAAAGUCAAAACAAAUCCGAGUUCCUCGAAGCUUUGCAAUCCUUCCAGAGUGCUUCAGUUAAUACCGAACAACAAAUCUACCAUAAGAUCUUGGGUGAAAAUUUCGAAACACAAUUGGAACAGUUGUUUGUUGCAUUUUGUAAUGCAUUCAAUAGUGAACAGUUUGCAGUUUUUACUACACCUGAAGCUUUUAAAUCUUUGAUGGCAUUGAUUGGAACAAAUAGUCAAGGAAUAGCAACUAGCCCAUUGGCCGAAUGGGUUAAAAAAGUUUCAGAUCUACCACUGGAGGAAAAAGCCAAACAAGAACUCGAUAAUUAUAUUGAUGAUCUUUAUAACAAAGUCGGAGAGUUCGCUGGCGAAUUCCUCAACAACGAAGGCUCUGGUCUUUAUCAACUUCAAAGCAAAAUCAAUCACAGCUGUGUACCGAAUGCUCAAUCAAGUUUUCCCUACUCAAAUGAUAUUGUUGUGCUUAAAGCUAUUUCGCCAAUUCAACCAGGCGAUGAGAUAUGCAUUUCAUAUCUUGACGAUUGCCAAUUAGAAAGGAGUAGACAUUCAAGACAAAAGGCUCUGAAAGAAAAUUACAUUUUCCUGUGUGAGUGUCCAAAGUGUGAAGCACAGGCUAACGAUCCCAACGAAACAAGUGAAGACGAAGACGACGACGAUGAUUUUGAAAUGGACGACGACGAUGACGAUAUGGAUUGAAUUAAGAACCAAACUUUUAUCUACUGUUAUUUUUUUUACAUAUAUUUACAAUACAUAAAUGUGUAACAUUUUUUUAUGAAAACAACUUU
This is a messenger RNA of Eupeodes corollae, 1412 nucleotides long. It is a transcript of the gene Smyd5, whose product is annotated as histone-lysine N-trimethyltransferase SMYD5. The transcript is spliced from 6 exons. The record is from RefSeq and is a predicted model, not a curated record. Gene Ontology annotation, molecular function: histone H4K20 methyltransferase activity; protein binding. The coding region runs from base 142 to 1323 and encodes 393 amino acids. Lineage: Eukaryota; Metazoa; Arthropoda; Insecta; Diptera; Syrphidae.